AUGGCGCCCCCACGCCGCCUCCUCGUCGCUGUCCUCGCCGUGUCGGUUCCGCUCCUCUUCGUUUGCCCGGCAGAGGCGGGGACGGUGGGCGUGAACUACGGCCGCGUGGCGAACAACCUGCCGAACCCGGCGGCGGUGGUGCAGCUGCUGAAGCAGCAGGGCGUCGCGCAGGUGAAGCUGUACGACGCCGACCCCACCGUGCUGCGCGCGCUGGGCAACUCCGGCAUCAAGGUGGUGGUGGCGCUGCCCAACGAGCAGCUCGCCGCGGCGGCGUCGCGCGCGUCCUACGCGCUUCUGUGGGUGCGGCGCAACGUGGCCGCCUACUACCCGGCGACGCAGAUCCACGGCAUCGCCGUGGGCAACGAGGUGUUCGCGUCGGCCAAGAACGUCACGGCGCAGCUCGUCCCGGCCAUGACCAACGUGCACGCCGCGCUGGCCAGGCUCAACCUCGACAACGCCGUCAAGGUGUCGUCGCCCAUCGCGCUCACCGCGCUCGCGUCGUCGUACCCGUCCUCGGCGGGCGCGUUCCGUGAGGACCUCGCGCAGGCCGUCAUGAAGCCCAUGCUCGACUUCCUGGCGCAGACCGGGUCGUACCUCAUGGUGAACGCGUACCCGUUCUUCGCCUACUCCGGCAAUGCCGGCGACAUCUCCCUCGACUACGCGCUGUUCCGCCCCAACGCCGGCGUGCUCGACCCCGGUAACGGCCUCAAGUACUACAGCCUCCUCGACGCGCAGCUCGACGCCGUGUUCGCCGCGGUCAGCAAGCUGGGGAACUACAAUGGCGUGCGCGUGGUGGUCUCCGAGACCGGGUGGCCGUCCAAGGGCGACGCCAACGAGGCAGGCGCUUCGGCGGCCAACGCCGCGGCGUACAACGGCAACCUGGCGCGCCGCGUGCUCUCUGGCAACGCCGGCACCCCUCGCCGCCCCGACGCCGACAUCGACGUGUACCUCUUCGCGCUCUUCAACGAAAACCAGAAGCCCGGGCCCACCUCCGAACGCAACUACGGCGUCUUCUACCCGAACCAGCAGAAGGUGUACGACGUCGACUUCGUCCUCGGUGGCGGCGGCGGCAGCCAGGGCAACGGCGCCCUCGGGUGGCAGGAGAACGGCGGGCAGAGCAGCGGCAGCACCAGCGGCAAUCCGCCGAGCGGUGUGAAGGUGACGACCGGGGAGGCGUGGUGCGUGGCGAACGCAAUGGUCGGGGAGCAGCGGCUCCAGGCGGCGCUGGACUACGCGUGCGGCCCCGGCGGCGCGGACUGCAAGGCCAUCCAGCCCGGCGCGGCGUGCUUCGAGCCCAACACCAUGGUCGCGCACGCCUCCUACGCCUUCAACUACUACUACCAGCGCAAGGGCCGGUCCAUCGGAACCUGCGACUUCGCCGGCGCCGCCUACGUCGUCAACCAGGCACCAACGGGCAGACAUGGGCACGGAUCCAAAGUUUCCCAAAGUCUGCCGUUCUCCGAACCUUUCGACACCUACGCUGCGUACCAGAGUGUGCGGCGUGCCGGUAGGCGGUCGUGGCCUAGUGCUCGCAUGCUCGGCGGCCAGACGGCCAGGCCUUGGAACCACAUGGGAAUGGGUACAUGGGCCACCCGCGCGAACCCAAAAUGGACCAAACCCCAGCAAGGGAACUUCAAGGUUAAUUCUGAUGGGGCUUUCGACCACACGAACGGUUCGGGCGGCUGGGGUUUCAUCAUUCGCGAUGACCAGGGCGCCGUGGUGACUGCAGGUGCAGGUAAAGAACAAUUUGUACAGAGUGCCUUCCAUGCAGAAUUGCUUGGCUGCUUGGCUGGCCUGAAAGCAGCGGCACAACUGGGAAUUCGCAGAGUAGUCCUUGAGACCAAUGCCUCUCUUGUGAAAGCAGCCCUGGAGGAUGAUGCUUAUCGCCUAUCGGCCAUGAGUGGGAUUACUACUGAACUCCGGCUUUUGCUGAUGACUGAAUUUGCGUAUAGCAAAGUGUGUGUAUGCCCACGUUCAUUUAAUAAAGUAGCAGAUGCCAUUGCGGCUUAUGUGUGUAAGUGUUCAAGUGAUAUGUGA
Miscanthus lutarioriparius is the source of this 2037-nucleotide messenger RNA. The record is from the annotation of a GenBank genome assembly. NCBI's taxonomy places the organism in Eukaryota, Viridiplantae, Streptophyta, Magnoliopsida, Poales, Poaceae.